CCCUCGCCCUGGGAGGCGCAUUUCCUGCUUGGAAUCUCAGGCCCCGGCGUCUGGCACAGGCUGGGGGCGGCGGAGCUGAGGGUAGUGGACCAGCUGCAGGGAGGGCGACCUGUAUGCGGAGCGCCGUUCCUGCGCCAUGGACCGCGGCCAACUCAGCCUGGAGCCUGCUGCCGCGGCCCCCCAAGCCACGGGCCGGUGCAUGAUCGCACCCGUGCGCGCCGUGCUCCGCCUGCGCCGCCGGGUGUGCGUCCUACGCAAGCGGCGCCUCCUGCAGCUGGGUGGGGGGCCCGACGUCGGGACCGGGGUGCCCAGGCCGGGCUGCAGCCCCCCGGCGCCCCGCGGGGACCUGGACCAGCCGCAGUUCUUCACCUUCGACGGCCCCGCGGAGCUGCCCUCCAGGACGCCACGCAAGAAGCGCCGGCGCAGCCGUCUGGUGCUUUACCCAGAGACCUCGCGCAAGUAUCGACCGCGCGUGGAGCACAGGAGCCGCGCGCAGCACUGCCUGCUGCUGCUGGUCGCCAUCGUGGGCUUCCAAGUUCUCAACGCUAUCGAGAACCUGGACGAUAACGCGCAGCGCUAUGACCUCGAUGGGCUGGAGAAGGCGCUGCAGCGCGCGGUCUUUGGCCAGCCCGCAGCCAUAGCGCGCAUCGUGGCGCUGAUGCGGGACUACCUGGCCACGCACGUGCACAGUCGUCCGCUCCUCCUGGCGCUGCACGGGCCCAGUGGUGUGGGCAAGAGCCACGUGGGCCGCCUGCUGGCGCGCCACUUCCGCUCGGUGUUGGAGGACAGCUCGCUCGUGCUGCAGUACCACGCGCGGCACCACUGCCCCGAGGCGCGCGCCGCACAAGACUGCCGCGAGGAGCUGGCGCGGCGCGUGGCCGAUGUGGUGGCGCGGGCCGAAGCGGAGGAGAAGACCCCACUCUUGGUGCUGGACGACGUGGAGCUCCUGCCGCGGCCGCUGCUGGACGAGCUGCACGGCUUCCUGCAGCCGCAGCGCUCCCACCACUUCCACAACGCCAUCUACGUGCUCCUAAGUGGCGCGGGUGGCGCCGAGGUGACGCGCUUCGUGCUGCAGAACGCGUCCCGCGCGCUGCCCCUGCUCCCCGACGGCGCGCGCAGUGCCGAGGCCUCAGCGGCACAGGCGGAAGAGGACCUGCGCACGAGUCUGUGGGCUCUGCUGUCCCGGGAGCAUCCGCUGUGGCAGGCCGCGGCCAUCGUGCCGUUUCUGCUGCUGGACAAGCGGGAUGUGGUCAGCUGCUUCCGGGACGAGAUGGCAGGCGAGGGCUUCUUUCCUGACCAGGCCCGGGCGGAGGACCUGGCCACACAGCUCAGCUUCUACCGCGUGGCUGGCCGCGAGUUUGCUGUCACUGGCUGCAAGCAGGUGGUGGCCACGGUGAACCUCCUGUAGUGGAGGUGCAGGACGGGACGUUUGGGUUGAUGGCGGCAGUAGGAGGGCGACCAGGGACCUUGUGGACUGGUGCAGGCCCCUGAGGUUUCUAAUGAAUUUGUGGCUGCCAGGCUUGUGGGUGCGGGUCAGCUCGGAGCUCUGCUUCCAGGUCCACAACCACCUCAGAGCCCCGAGUCUGUCCCUGGGGGCGGCAGGACAGCAGCCACCUCCCUCCCGAACUCACCCAUUGCCCUGCUGGGCAUCCCAGGCGUGGUCUGGUGGGUUCUCCCUGUGUCCCCAGGAGGCGGGCGCUCGGUUCCCAUGGUACAAGGAUGAUCUCAGGGCCAGAAGUUUCUGGGGUCACACAGCUGGGACGUGACCCAGCCUCUUGGGGGUGGUCGUGUGUUGCUCAGUGCUGGGGUGAGGCUGUCACCCCUGCCACCCUGGAGAUGACCCUGGAGGAGGUCACAGCCAACCAUGACAGUGCUGGGGUCCUGGCUGUCUUCUCCACCCACCCCACCCCUCACUCAGGUAGUGUUUUCAG
Mandrillus leucophaeus (drill) is the source of this 1931-nucleotide messenger RNA. It is a transcript of the gene TOR4A, whose product is annotated as torsin family 4, member A. The record is from RefSeq and is a predicted model, not a curated record. Bases 137 to 1408 code for a protein of 423 amino acids. Gene Ontology annotation, cellular component: nuclear envelope; endoplasmic reticulum lumen. The transcript is spliced from 2 exons. Lineage: Eukaryota; Metazoa; Chordata; Mammalia; Primates; Cercopithecidae. Gene Ontology annotation, molecular function: ATP binding; ATP hydrolysis activity.